Molecule: messenger RNA, 10395 nt
Organism: Lepus europaeus (European hare)
Lineage: Eukaryota; Metazoa; Chordata; Mammalia; Lagomorpha; Leporidae
Gene: ENDOD1
Product: endonuclease domain containing 1
Exons: 2
Coding region: 7-1509 (500 amino acids)
Molecular function (GO): nucleic acid binding; hydrolase activity; metal ion binding
Source: RefSeq, a predicted model, not a curated record
GCCGCCAUGGGCCCCGCGCGCUGGCUGGCUCUGGGCAGCCUCCUCGCCCUGGCCCGGCUGCUGGACGGCCGGCUCGUGGGCGAGGACGAAGGUGGCUUUGGCGAAUGCGACAAGUUCUUCUACGCCGCGACCCCGCCCGCGGGGCUGUCGGCCGAGUCCCACGUGAAGAUCUGUCAGCGCGCGGAGGGCGCCGAGCGCUUCGCCACCCUGUACAGCACCCGCGACCGCAUCCCCGUGUACUCGGCGUUCCGCGCCGCGCGCCCCGCGCAGGGCAGCGCCGAGCCGCGCUGGCUGGUGGAGCCGCAGAUUGAUGACCCCAACAGCAACCUUGAAGAGGUGAUUAAUGAGGCUGAGGCCAUCACCUCUUUGAAAAAUCUGGGAGGCAAGCAAGCCUUGAAUACGGAUUAUCUUGACUCUGAUUACCAAAGAGGACAGCUGUAUCCAUUCUCCCUGAGCAGUGAUGGACAGAUGGCCACAUUCACUCUCACAAAUUCAGUUCCCAUGACUCAGUCCUUCCAGGAACGAUGGUACAUGAAUCUCAACAGCCUGAUGGACCAGGCAUUGGCCCCGCAGUGUGGCAAUGGGGAAGACCUAUUUAUCAUCACGGGCGCGGUGCCCUCCAACCACAAAGUUAAAGACAGAGUGACAGUCCCUGAGUUUGUUUGGCUGGCAGCCUGUUGUGCUGUCCCUGGAGGAGGCUGGGCCAUGGGUUUUGUCAAGCACACCCAGGACGACGACAUCAUAGAAGACGUGAUGGUGAAAGAUCUUGAGAAACUUCUUCCAUUUAACCCUCAGCUUUUCCAGAACAACUGUGGCGAAAGUGAGCAAGACACAGAGAAAAUGAAAAAAAUCCUGGAAAUGGUAAAUCAAGUGCAGGAUGAAGAGCGAAUGGUGCAGUCUCGAGGGAACUCUGUUCCUCUCUCCAGCACGAGGAGCAAGAGGUCUGCUCUGUUGCCUCCAGAGGCAUCUGAAGGAAGGAGUAGCUUUUUAGGGAAACUCAUGGGCUUCAUUGCUACCCCAUUCAUCAAGCUUUUCCAGUUAAUUUAUUACCUGGUGGUAGCAAUCCUGAAGAACAUUUUCUAUUUCCUGUGGUAUGUUACCAAGCAGGUGAUGAAUGGCAUAGAAAGUUGCCUGUACCGCCUGGGCUCAGCCACCGUCUCAUACUUUGUGGCCAUUGGGGAAGAGUUGGUAAGCAUACCCUGGAAGGUGCUCAAGGUCCUGGCCAAAAUCAUCAGGGCUGUUCUCCGGAUCCUUUGUUGUCUGCUGAAGGCUGUUUGCCGUGUUCUGGGCAUCCCUGUCCGGGUCCUUGUAGAUGUGGCCAGUUUCCCUGUGUACACAAUGGGCGCAAUUCCAGUUGUGUGCAAGGACAUCGCCAUGGGCCUUGGUGGCACUGUCUCCCUGCUGUUUGAUACUGCUUUUGGCACCAUGGGUGGCCUUUUCCAGGCCAUUUUUAGUGUCUUCAAGAGAAUUGGCUACAAGGUUACUUUUGACAAUUCUGGAGAGUUAUAGAACUCAAAAAACUCAUAGUGUCCGGUCACAGUGAAUUUGAUUUUUUUUUUAUAGUGAAAGCUGGAAUAUUUUGUCUUUGAUGGGUUUCUCUUACUGUCAAUAAUCAUUAUGUGUUAGCUUUUGGUGGGGCUGUCUGCUUGGUUUGCAAAGGAAAAAGACUUCAGAGAAAUGCUUGGGGUGGGAUUAGGUAUAGAAAUCUGCUGUGGACCUCCAGUUACAUGUGCAAGUUUCCAAGCCACUAAUAACUUCAUUUAUGCACUGAUACAGAUGGUAAGCUUAAAUGAUCUGGUGUUCAUUUUUCAUAAUUAAAAAUUUCAGAGAAGAAAAGAAUUCGAAAAAGGACAAUUUUAAACCAGAGGGUAUCUGAGAAAAAGAGAAUCUUGUGCCCCCCAUUACUCUUUGAGACUUCAAGUGAACAGAUAUAAAUAUCCUUGGCCAACUUCUUAGCAAUUGCAUUUCUUUCUUCCCAACUUAUCUGACCUUGGGGAAGUGCAGACGAUGCUUCUCUGUGGACGGAACAGUGUAAAGUCUUGUAUACCUCUUAGUUUUCUAUGGUUCCAAAGGACCUGUAAGGUUUUAUUUUUCUCCAGAGUUGAAUUCUACUGCAUUUUCUUUUGAGUAAUGAUAACCAUUUUUUGCAAAAUUGGCAUAACAAAGUUUGAAUGUAAGGGCAAAAUUGUUGCCCCUUGAAUUGUGUCAUAUGGUCUCCUCAGGUGUAAAGAGGAUACAAGGUGACAAGCCUGCUCUUAGUAGAUUCAAGGGGUUCCUUAGCUGAGCUUGGAUUAACUUAACAUAUAUUAAAUCUCUGGCUGAUAAGAAUGAACUCAAGGAUCUACAUGUUAAGUAAGCUAUUAGGAAAAUUCAUAUUCUACAACAUACUAGAUCUUUCUAAUGUAUCAAGUAAGUACUCAAUACAGUAAAACACUGACUUCUGUCCAUAAAUGAUUGCUUUGCUAUAGCUCUAUAGAAAAAAAGCCACAAAAUAAAAAAAUCAUUUUGGUCAUCUUGGGAUAUAUAUAUAUAUAUAAAGAGUAAUUAUUGCUUAGGAAAUUUUUUACAGUAUGUUUGAGGCUGGGAUGCAAGUCAAAACUGAGAGCUCAUUCUCAAUUUUUCGGUCAAGCACUUGUAAUUUUAAAUCAUGGAUUAAAAUUGUAACAAGAGGAACCAAGCUUUGCUAUGUCUUCCACAGCUAAGAUGGAAUCAUCUGGACUUAUUUGAGUGUCUUGUGAGAGUAGAAAUGACCAAGUGUGAAAUCCUGAUCUUGAGGGCACAGCCUAUGAUUCAUCAGAAAGUCUGAUACAAAAAUCCAUGGUGCAGAAAAAGAAAUCAGGGAACAGCAAGACAACCAUCUGUUUGGGAUUUGUGGAUGAGAAAUGUGAUUGUAUCAAGUGUAGCAUUUUUUCCCAGAAAAUGGUUGAAUUGCACCCAGAAUAAAACAGCAGCCACCAAGUUGCUGUCCUGAUCAAUUUAUGAUGCAAGUUUGGAAGUGUGAACACCAGACCAGUCCAUAAAACAGAGAGAUGCACUAGAUUUUCCUAAGAACCUUAGAGGAGUAUUUUACCAAUACUUCUAUUUCUGAGCAUAAAAAUUUGUAGUGAGACUUCCCUUCACUUAAGCAGUGUGAAGGUAGAUGGAAGGGUGAGGGACGGCUUUGGAACUGUUGGGUCAAUAAUCCUGCUGGAUGAAAGAAAGAACUGGAAUCUUGGAAGUAACCAGAGAGAUCAUCUGGCCAAAUCUUCAUUUGAUAAGAAAACUAAGACACAGGGAGGCAAUUGGCUUGCCCUUGGUUUCAUGACCAGCAAUGAGCAGAUCAGGGGCCAAGGUUGUUUGCAUAUGUUCUAUCACAUAUGGAAUUUCAGGUCCAUGGAGUGUGUACUAUUUAGCCUCCUCCUUGGGACAUGGCAGGUUUUUCACACCCAUCUUACAGACUGCAGGCUCUGACUAAUCAUUUGGCUUGUGUACUGAAAAUGAUUAUCCCAUCCAUGUACAACCUCAUGCUCACUGCAUCCCAUCGAAACUAUCUCCUCUCUAGUAGGCAGCUUCACACUAAAAGGCCCCAAGAGGGCCCCCUUGGCAGCUUGAGUCUCAGCACCAUGCAAGGAACAGGACAUCCAAACUGCUUCUUGAGAACUAUUUGGAAAUGUCUUCUUUUUCAUGUCAAGUUAUUUAGUGUCUAUUUAUUUAUUCUUGCAUGUAUUUAAAUGUGGAAAGUGACAAUAAAACAGCAACAAUAAAAUAACCUUAAUGUAAGGUGCUGAUUGUCUACUCUGGGCCAAUACUGUUGGCUAUUUUGGGCCUGAAGCCUUAGCAGGUGGCUGAACUCCUGGCCUCUUCCCAAGGAGUUGCUUUGGGCUCUAAUGGUGGGAGUCUGGGUUAAUGAACAACCAUUCUGGCUUGAAGAUAUUAUGUGUCUCUGUUAUGUUCUCAGACCCUUGGGGCAGCCAGCCAACUCUUUCUCGUUAUGGAGCUAAUUUUGUAGUCUGUGAAUCAGCCAUGCAUCUAGACACUCCUCCUUUCCGUUGUGCCUUUUGAAUGUUGACUUCCUGGUCAACAUCAGCACUUCCACCUAAAUGCAGAUUAGGCAGUUGGGAGAAUGAAUCAAAGUGAAGCACUCUUCAUCCAAUUAUUCAUUCAGCUAGCAAACAUGCAUUUAUUCAUCAGGGUUACAGAGAUGUACAAUUGCAUAGAUUCCAUCUUUGAAGAGCUCAAAAUCUGGUGGAGAGAUCAGGUGGUAUAACUGAUACUUGUAAUGUUUCAUGGUAAGCACUAUGAUAAAGAUAGUAGCAGCAUGCACCCUGGAGCACAGGAGGAAGAACCACAACCCUGUGGAAAUGAGGGAAGCCUUUACAAAGGGUGUGACUAAAAUGUUUUUGAUGUUUUGAAGCCAUGUACAAUGCUGUGCACCUUGUUGAUACUCAAUAAAGUAAUUCUUGACAAUUUGUUAGCCGUUUCAUGCAAUACCUAAAAGGGGAGAAUCCUAAUACUUGAAGUUUGGGGAGUAUGAUUUUUUUUUUCCCAUUUUCUUGAUGCACAGUAACUCACACAAUUUCUAGUCACAUCUGCCUUUUUUUUUUAAACAGAAAUGAGUCAUGCCUGAGAAAGGGGAGAAAUUUGGAUUAGUGAAACAGACCUUAGAACUACUUUGAAAAGGUAUUUGGGACAUCAAAUAUUUUUGAUAUGUCCUUCACUCACAACCACCACAGGCUUAUUGCUUCACUGAAUUCUAAUUACAUAGAAAAUUAUAGAAACAUUCUCAUGUGUGUUUUCAUUGGUAAACCCACAGUAUGAGAAAUAACGAGCAUUCUCUGAAGGGAGCUGACCUCUCUGUGGCCUGUAGGAGGGCACCAGGGAGUGGUGGUGGCAGUGUGGGCGGGAUCUUAUGUGUGUGAGUCUGUGAGUUUCAGCAUUUUGUCUAAGCUCAACACACAAUGUGGAGUUUUAUGUUACACUAUAAGCAAUGUAAUGUGGCCUGCUUGACUUUCAUAGAUGGGUUCUCAGAGUUCUCACUGUCUCUUCCUGCAGAUAUUUUCCCCCAGGUCAUGGAUUGAUUCCUAACAACCACAAUCCAAACUAAUUUUUGAGUGUAAAUUUCAACAAAGAAAGUGAUCAUGAUCACUCAUCAUCAUUUGUUGGGUUCUGUGUAGGGGUUCCACAAUGAGAUGUUUAGAGGAGGCAUGUGUGAUGUUGCUCAUGGAAGGAUACUUACCCAGCACCCACCCAAUGACUAAGAGUCCAGGCUUUAGGGUAUAAAUGACGUGGGCUCAAAUCCUAGCUUCCCGUUUACUAACUGCAUGGUUUGGGACAAGUUACUUGCCUCAGCUUCCCUCAUCUGUAACAUGGUGUUAAGUAUUAGUACCUACUUCAGAGGGUUGCUGUGAACAUUCAGUGAGUUAACUACACCUUGCUCAUGGUAAAUGCUCAGCAAAUGUUGAUUGAUGUCAUUGUGGCUAUUAUUGAUAAUAAUAUCCAUUCAUAUUGGGUGAUAUUGACUGGAAGUUGUCUUGUAAGUCAGGAUGUUUAUAGAUCAAAGCUGGAAAGACUAGGAUCAAAGUACAGUAGAAGAGCCAAAGUCUUGGCUGAAAAUGAAGAAAUCCAGGGCCUCAUCAGUGGUGUCAGCAAAUAUGAAAAAACAGGUGACAUUUGGAAUUAGAGUCUCUAAGGAGAGUCAGAAACGAGAAACUUCACAUAUACCCAGCGCUCUCCAGGGAAGGAGGGAGAUGUGACCAUUUCUGGUCUCUGGAGUAGAGAAGCAUUGCCCUCCGUGUCCCCACCUCACUGGGUCCAUGAUCUUACAACAAAUGCAGCAUCCCAAGGACACUAUUACUUAGGAGUGAAUGAACUAGAAGAGAAUAUGUGCAUUUCAGCUGCUGAAACAGAUGGGCGCCCUCACUCUAAAUAGUCAUUCUCCUUUAAUCUUCAUCCUCUUAGGAGUUAAGGAAUUGUGCAUUAGAUCCCAAGAGAUGAAUUGAUCCUGGAGUACUGAUAAGGUAGAAUUUGGGGGCUCCCACAGGUGACCCCUGGGCCCUAUGCUUGAAUGAUCAUCCACCACCUUCCCCUCUCACCAACCCACACUUACUAGGAACAGUCUUCAGGAAGCUCUGCCUUUUCCCCAGUGCCACUUUUAAGUAGUCUUACACCACCUGUAACACCUACUUCCAAAGCACAUGCUGACAGUAAAUGUGGAUUUUGCAGGCUUGAGCAUGAUGUAAAACUGCAUAGCAUCUCCGUAGAUUGCGUAAUAAUAUACCAUUUAAAAUGAGAUGAUUUUUAUAAAAAAAUCCAUGAUAACCAGAUUAACCAAAAUAUAAUUUUAACAUUUAAGAAAUUAUAAACACUGUGUAACUAGACUUCUUGACUUAAUGAACCACCCUAGGACAAACAUUAAAUAAAAAGGGUCACACAGCCCAGUGCUCAGAGCGCAUAUGGCCUUAGCUCCUGAAGCACUCUCUUGGCAAGUUUUGUUCUUUCCUCCUGGUCUCCUCACUGAGCAUCCUCUCAUCUUUCUACCUCUCACUCCAGUGUACUAGGUACCUUCUGAAUGUCUAAGGGUUGACUCCUCCAGGACAAGUUUGCUUUUUUUAUCUUCUGUGGACAGAUGCUCAGGCCACCCCAGCCAAGGGGUGCCUCAAAGGCACCCUAAACACAACUAAAUAUUUUCUGGCUAAGGGAUAGAAGCUUUGGAGCAUAACAAGGGAGCUUUGGCCUAUGCAACCACUCAAAGUUAAGUUACAUGAUUUUGAAAGUAUAGAAAAAUGCAAUUCAUGCUUAAUGGGAAGGGCUUUGAGAAUAAAUAUAAUAAUUUGGAUUAAUGGAUAAUGUCUAAAGGUGUCAAGAAUGAGCUCUCAUUAAGAUUCUCAUAAAUUUCUGUAAAUCCUUCCUAAACGCAAGUAUGUUUUGGACACUCUUUGCCCAUCUGGAAAAGUUUAUUGAGUUCCUUUUUGUCUGAUGAUGGCAAACUCAUGCAUAUAGAGCCCUAGGAUUUGAAGAGGUACUGUCACCAGGGAUCCAUCUGCUCUUUCUAGACCUUUUGUUCAUUACAAUAUUGGCAGGUACACCCAUAGUCCUCCAGACUGUGGCAGUGGGAGUUUAGGGCUGCUUUUCUCUUUCCUUAGGGAGCAUUCGAUUUCUUUUGCAUAGGAAAAGUGUACACUCCCUUAGAUGGACCAAUAUUCAGUAACAAAAUUUUUUUUUUAGUUUGCAGGUGCAAAGAGAAUCUCUACUUAGUACUUUAUUGAGCAAUACUUUCCUAAUUUGGAACAUCAUUCUCUAGAAUCUUCUUGAAGAGUCACUGUUACAGGAGAUGCUAUGUCUCAACAAGAACUUCCACAAUUUGUGAUAGCUUUGAUAGGAAAAAGGAGUUUAAGAUAAAAUUUUGCACAAAAAUACAGAAUAAAUGCAUAUAUGCAAGAGCUAUGGUAUAGAGUUUGAGUGUUUUGCCCAUCAGUUUUGUCGUAAGCCUUCACUUUGGAUUCUGUAGGCUUGGGCUCCCGUUUUAACAUUCUUUUUGACACCUUUGGGAAAGCCGCCAAACCUGUGUUGAGCUCUUUCCUUAUCUACAGAAUGUAGGUAAUAAAAAUACUGACUCACUGAGUUUUUGAAAUGAGAUACUCUGCUUUGUAAUCUAUAAAGUGCCAUGAAAAUAUAAAGAUGUAUUUUUCUAGGAGGCUCCAGAAUUAGUCCUAUUUCUUUCAAAAUUGGUCCACCAAAAACAACUGAAAAAAUAGUUAUUCAAAAGUCGUUAAGUGUCUUAGCUAAUAAUUGGAUCUGAUUAUAAAUGUUGAACAUGAUGUCUUGGGAAGGCUCUGAACUUAAGGGCUUGAGAAUUCUUAUGCUUAUCUGUCUUCUCUUCUUAAAACCCCAUAAAUCCUCUGUUUGGUGGACCCCUCCACACACCUCAGGCCCAUUUGCUUUCUUACUCUGGGUCCCUGGAAUAAUAGACAUUGAAAUGAAAGACACCGUGUGAGUCAUAUAACAGAAAGAACUGGACAAGAAGCAAGAACCAGAAAGUGAAAAGUCACAGGUGAGUCCCUACCCAGACUUCCCUGGCAGUCUGCAAACUGAAGGCCAGCCCAGGCAAGACCCUUACCCAUCCAUCUUGACAACACCUGCAGCAGCUCCCAGAAUUCUGUUUCUGGAGGUUGUGCCAAGUAUGUGUUUCCCCAAGGAACUUGCUGAAGAGACAUGUCCAGUGUCUCUUGUUUAUUGUGUGUGGGAAAUGGACAUUCCAGAAGUGAGGAAUCAGCAGGCUUGUGGAAAGGGGAGGAGGACUUCAGGGACUUGGGAGACCUGAGUUCCUGCCUCUUUCCUUGAUGUCCUCAUUGUUACAUUUGCAAAAUAUGAAGAGAGGGAUGAGCAAGAUGAUUAGGGUCUGAGCAACUUGCAAGUAAGAAAUUGCUUUUCAGCAGGUGCUUUGAUAUUAUUGGGCCACAGAGUUUAUAAAUGAGUUUUCUUAACUUAGCUCCAAUCUAAGGGUUACCAAAAACUGGAGAAAUCUCCUGAGAUAUUAUUGAAAAGGACAGUGUCGUCGUCGUCAUCGUCGUCGUCAUCAUCAUCAUGAUCAUCAUCAGUACUUCUCCUUCCCAGACUUGCAGAAUUAAUUAGUGGGCUUACCCUGAGGUGGUGGCCAGCCUGAAAGAAUUUAAGACACGUUGCUUAGGCUUCUUGCUCCCAAAUAACUCCCCCAGCAGCCUUUAGUAUUGCCAGAAAUCUCACCACUUGGCACUCUUUCUGUAAGCUGUGAAAAUACACAUAGUACGAGGACAGUAAAUAAACACAUUAUGUCUGGCCGGCGCCAUGGCUCAACAGGCUAAUCCUCCGCCUGCGGCAUUGGCACACCAGGUUCUAGUCCCAGUCGGGGCACCGAUCCUGUCCCGGUUGCCCCUCUUCCAGGCCAGCUCUCUGCUAUGGCCAGGGAGUGCAGUGGAGGAUGGCCCAAGUGCUUGGGCCCUGCACCCCAUGGGAGACCAGGAUAAGCACCUGGCUCCUGCCUUCAGAUCAGCGUGGUGCGCUGGCUGCAGUGUGCCGUCUGCAGUGGCCAUUGGAGGGUGAACCAACGGCAAAGGAAGACCUUUCUCUCUGUCUCUCUCUCUCACUGUCCACUCUGCCUGUCAAAAAUUAAAAAAAAAAAAAACACAUUAUGUCUAUAUUAGCAACUCCCCCCUAGCCAGGAGCAACUCCUACACACAAUUGCUUAGGUAGGUAAGAGAUGUGGUGAGAACACUACACACAACGAACAGGAGACACUGGACAUGUCUAAUUAGCGAAUAUCUUGGGGAAACACAUUCUUGGCACAGUUGGGAAGUACUUGCUUUAGACCAGCAUUCUGUGGAUCCCAAGGAUUUUGAGAACUGUAUUUUGAGAACUCACGCAAUGUGAAAGGCCCUCUAGGAUAGAUCUAUCUAUCUACCUAUUUAUCAUCUAUCAUCUGACCAUCUUAGGCACUAUAAGAAAUAAGGCAAACAAAUUGCUUCCUAAAUGUCUAAUAUAAGAUCAACCCAUAGCAUACAGUCCUAAAAGAAAUAAUCUGCUGUCAGACCUACUGCACCCAUAACCAGUGAUGUGCUGGUAAACAUUGAACAACCAGGUUUCACGGCAGAGGAUGGGGUGGUGUAUGCAUACUGAUUUGUAAUUUUUGCCAAUUUCUGUGGUGUAAAUACUUUCACCAUGGAUGUGUUGAAGUUACAAAUGUGACCUGACAGAAGGCAGAGUUGGGAAGAGAAGCCUAUAAUCUGUACUCCUGAGCUGAAAUGAGUCAUUGCAAGGCAGAUCCCCAACACCAUUACUUACAAAUCCAAUUGAGAGCAUUAAGAUAGAUAUAAUAUAUGCAUAAUUUGUAUAUUAUAUAUGAAGUAUAAUAGUUCCAACAGGAAAGAAAUUGAUAAGCCAUGGUAUGGCAGAGAAAGGAAAGUCACUGAAACCCGCAUUGCCCUUGCCCAUAAGAAUAUUAUUCAGGAGUUGGGAGGACUGGUAAUUUUAAUAUUUCCAAAUCCAAAGGUUACAUAACUGGUUCUGUAAAAUGCAUGCAUCAAGUUAUUUUAGCACAAAGCCUUUAAACCUUAAUUAAUUUAAUACCUCUAUUUCAGUCCAUUCCAACCACACAAGUUCUGAACAUGACUUGGCUUACUUCAUUGCUUUGCCUCUGUAGAGUGAGUACUCUGAACACGCAGAUUUCAAAUCCUGACAAUGCUUUUUCACAGUAAAUUUGAAUGAACUGUAUUUUGAUUUUGUUUUGGCUUCCUAUGUAGCUUAAACACAUAAUGUACUUAAGAUGCUAAUGGAAGUGUUCUCAUCCAUACAUCAGCUCUAUUUGUCAAUGGAUAUUAAUAAAAGGUCAUUGUUGUGCUGUCCUCCAUCUCUCAUGUGUCCUAGUGUGAAUCAUUUUCCUAG